AUGUGCCGCACUCUUGCCAAGAACCACGGAACUCUUGGAGCCAGCAGUAGAGGGAGGACGAUAGAGCUGUCUGGCUUCCCCCUCCUCAUCCCCCUCCUCCUCACCAUCUGGGUAGUCUGGAUCUGGAGUCUCUCUACCUCCAAGGGCCGCCUCCCUCCUGGACCCUGGCCUCUGCCUUUGCUGGGGAAUAUUUUGCAAAUCGACCCUAAGGGUUUUCUCAAGUCCUUCUAGGCACUUUGGGAGAAAUAUGGGGACGUCUUCACAAUCCACCUGGGGCCCCACACUGUCGUAUUCCUGUGUGGAUACCAGGCGAUGCGGGAGGCCCUAGUGGAUCAGGCUGAGGCUUUCUCUGGGCGAGGGUUCAUCACCAUCACUGAUCCCAUCUUCCAGGGAACUGGCAUAAUCUUUGCCAAUGGAAAACCUUGGAAAGUCCUCAAGAGGUUCUGUUUGACCACCAUGAAGGACUUUGGGAUGGGGAAAUGGAGCAUCAAAGAGAGGAUCAAGGAGGAGGCUCAGUGUUGGUAGAAGAAACUGUGGAAGUCACCUAACCCACCUCUAAACCCAACCCUCCUCUUUCAAUCCAUCACGGCCAACAUCAUUCGCUCCAUUGUAUUUGGUGAGCACUUUAACUCCCAGGACCCCAAAUUCCUAUGGCUGCUAAGUUUGCUGGGGGAAAUCGUCAUCAUCCUCAGCUCUUUCUACAGUCAGGUGUUUGAACUCCUCCCAGGCAUCUUGAAUCACCGUCCUGGCCCCCAUACUCACUUGUACAGCAACAUUCAAGAACUGAAAGAUUUCGUUACUGAGAACGUGGAGAGGCACCAGAAAGCCCUGGACCCCAGCACCCCUCGGGGCUUCUGCACGCUUACUAAGGUCCCUCUUCCCCACCCUGUCUCAGAGAAAGUCCAGGCAGAGACUGAUAGUGUGAAUGGUCAACACUGUCUUCCAGCCCUUGAAGAUCAGGCAAAAAGGCCUUAUACAGAUGCUGUCAUCCAUGAGGUUCAGAGAUACAGUAACCUCACCCCAAUCAGUAUCCCUCACUGUGUAAUCCAGGACACUCACUUCUGGGGAUAUCAUAUCCUUAAGAUGAGACCUGGCACCACUGUGUACCCCAUCAUGAACUCUGUCCUCCGUGACCCACAUCUCUUUGAGAAGCCAGACAGCUUCUACCAUGGACACUUCCUGGAUGAGAAGGGCAACUUCAGGAAGCAGGAAGCCUUUAUCCCACUCUCCAUGGGAAAACGAAUGUGUCUGGGUGAGAGCCUGGCUUGCUCUGAGCUCUUCCUCUUCCUGACCACUGUGAUGCAGAACUUCUCCUUGGGCUGCCCCAAAGCCCCAGAAGACAUUGACCUCACACCAAAGGUGAGUGGGCUGGGGAAGCUGCCCUCUGUGUACCAACUCUGUUUCUUACCACGCUAGACUGAGGAAGAGGGGAGUGGAUUCCCCAGGAUGCUUCAGUUUGGCCCUCAGUCCUGUGAAGGUUAGACCUGAGGAGGCUUCCUAAGCUCCUAGCUCCUGGCUCUCCACUCUGGAAAGUUUAUUUUUCAUUCAGCACACAGUAGUCCCUAGAGCCCUCCAGAUGACACUCUCAGUUGACCAAGGAAAAAACCUUAGGUGCUAAGAGUAGAGAACUAAUUUUAUGGGCUUAGUCUUAGCAUUGACCCUAGCAAUUAGGGAAACUGGGGUCAAUUUGAAAGAAGCAUCUAGCUCCAGACUCACACAGGGAAGCUGUGGCAGCAUCGGGCACUGUAUGUCCUUCCCCGUCAUCAUCCACACCUCAAUCUGUUCUUUUCCUUCUUCGAGUGAAAAGGCUUAUUCUUUCCUCAAUCUGCAAUGUGUGACUCAAGAAUAUCUU
Messenger RNA from Nannospalax galili (Upper Galilee mountains blind mole rat), 1852 nucleotides. Its product is annotated as cytochrome P450 2B11-like. The record is from RefSeq and is a predicted model, not a curated record. Gene Ontology annotation, cellular component: cytoplasm; intracellular membrane-bounded organelle. Lineage: Eukaryota; Metazoa; Chordata; Mammalia; Rodentia; Spalacidae. Gene Ontology annotation, molecular function: heme binding; oxidoreductase activity, acting on paired donors, with incorporation or reduction of molecular oxygen, reduced flavin or flavoprotein as one donor, and incorporation of one atom of oxygen; iron ion binding. Gene Ontology annotation, biological process: xenobiotic metabolic process. The transcript is spliced from 9 exons.